AGCAGACACCGGCAACCAGGAUCUGUCCAGCCCACACAGAGUCGGAUGAGGAAGUAGCCGCUGGGUAACUACAUGUACUCCGCAGGGCGGCGUUAAAUCAAAGAAUAACUUUCCAGAGGCAGUGAGGACCCAGCGAGCGGGAGCAACAGCAGCAAUGAAGCUUCGCCUUCACUUCGUAGUGGAUCCGAUGGGCUGGCUCUGCAUCAGCGUGGUGUUUGGGAUCUGGCUCUACAACACGUUCUUCGUUCCCAAACUGGUGCUGCUCCCACACUACGAAGAAGGGCACAUCCCCUGGGCCUUAGUUGUUUGUUAUUACCUGGCGUCGGCGCUCUGUGUGAUGGCCCUGUUCCGAGCCUCCACUGCAGAUCCCGGCCGUCUUCCCGUGGAUCCACAUAUACCUCACUCUGAAAGAGAACAGUGGGAGUUGUGCAAUAAGUGCAACUUGAUGAGACCUAAAAGGUCGCACCACUGCAGCCGCUGUGGCCACUGUGUGCGCAGAAUGGACCACCACUGCCCCUGGAUCAAUAACUGUGUGGGAGAAGACAACCACUGGCUCUUCCUGCAGCUGUGUUUUUACACUCAGGUCCUCAGCUUAUUCACACUGGUGCUGGACUUUUGCCAGUACUAUUAUUUCCAGCCCCUGACGAGACUAGACCAGGAAAAGUUUACGACACGUCAUGAACUGGCUCUGCUGCGAGUUUCAGCGCUCACGGGCGUGGUCAUGUUCGGUGGCAUGUCGAGCUUGUUUUACGCGCAGAUGGCUGGCGUCCUCUCUGAUAUGACCACUAUUGAGAAAAUGUCUCAGUUCUCCAGUGAAACAUAUGGGACAAAAAGAUCGUGGCAGUGGGCGCUCGCUGAGGUUUGUGGCACUCGCUGGAAACUUCUGUGGCUCCUCCCGCUGCGCAGCAGGCAGCCUCUCCACACCGGCCACCACUACCGCAGCCAUGUGUAGCUCUGCGGCUCGACGUUCCCCUUCCUGCCUGCACUUUUCGGUACAAGUUCCUACCGUCAAACACUCCACGUACUCCUAAAACAAAUCUGCCCGCACACCUUCACCACCCUCUGCUGCGCUACGAGAGCCAGGCAGCGGACACUUUACUUUUGUGUUGUUUUGGUUUUUGCUUGGUUUUAUUCAGUUUCUCUCCAGGAACAGGGUCACAAACACUGUUUUGGAAGGAUGGGGAAAUGUUUUGAUCACUGUGACUGCUAUUUCUUAGCAUCUGGAAACCACCUUUAAUGGUUAUUUACACGACGGGGAUGGAAGCAGUGGGACAUCUCUCAGGUUACGUUAUAAAGAGCCUUCACUAGUAAUUAGCUACAGGCAGAAUAACUACAAAUCUGUUAGAAGUGUUUGAUUUUUUUUGUAUAAAGUUUGUGCCUUGUUUUUGUUUUUGGUACUUUUUAUUUACCAAAUUUUUAGAAAAGGGUCUGAAGUAUGCUCCUUCCUUCUAAUGAUUCGUGAAUGUGUUUUUUUUAUUGUUUUACUAUGGUUUUAACUACAACAUGUGUAUUUUUUAGGAGCAUAAUGCCACUGAUACCUUUCGAUCUAGAGAUGUCAUAUGACUGCUGAGAGCACUAACGCAAAAACAAGCUAAUAUAAUCACUCCUCUAUAGUGACUUUCGUAGUUGAUGCUGCUGUUAAAUAUGAGUUUAAUAUUCACUGAUUAGUAGUUGAUGUUUGCUGUAAUUGUCAGAUUAUGCUUAUUGAGAUACCUUGAGUCAUGAAGAGUUCAAGGUACAGUCAUGAGAGAUAAGAAAAAUCUAUCUCUGAUACAGUCAUGGGAAAAACUAAGUACACUCGCUGCAUAAUUUAUUAGCUUGUAGAACCACCAUUAGCAGCAAUAACCUGACUUUAUCAGUCACUCAGCAUCAGUCCACUGAGGAUUGUAGCCCUUAUUUAUGGCUCAUCCACAACGCCAUAUCAAUUAGGUUGAGGCCAAUAACCAUAGCAACACAUUGAUUCUAAUUACCUAAUUGGCUAAUGUUUCUAUCUGUCCGACCUUUAGCUGUUGGACAGAUAAAACUUUGGCAUACAGAGGAGUUCAGGGUUACUGUGGCUACCAACCAAGCCCAAAUCUGUGCUCUGUUUGUCAUAUGGUAGUGGGGUGUUUGUCCUGAUUAACUCAGAUUUUUAUCAAUGUGGGGCUGUUUGUUAUGGUCGACUAUCUCUGCUUUAAUCUCGAUCAUGUCUUGUGGUUUGCACCAUUUUUACCAUUCAUGGCAUGAACUCUUAACACUUCACAUACAAAGUGAUGGUUGGAGUUUUCUGGGAUGUCCACUCAUAGAACUGUCAACUGACUUAAAAGAAUUUCCACUCUGAAAAAUCUUUAUCUCUGUAGAAUGAGGAGCUUUAAAUUAUCUGGAAGUGUCUCUAUAAUCCUUCUGAGGUUGGCUGACUGAAGCAGAUGCUUCUUUCCUCAUUAUUGCAGAUGACUUUGGUCCUUGUCAUUGUGUUAAAGGGGCAGUAUUAUGCAAAAUCAUCUCUUUUUUUUUUAGCUUUACUUAAUGUUACAAUCAUAUUCCCUCAUC
Poecilia reticulata (guppy) is the source of this 2529-nucleotide messenger RNA. It is a transcript of the gene zdhhc21, whose product is annotated as zDHHC palmitoyltransferase 21. The record is from RefSeq and is a predicted model, not a curated record. Gene Ontology annotation, cellular component: Golgi apparatus; endoplasmic reticulum. Lineage: Eukaryota; Metazoa; Chordata; Actinopteri; Cyprinodontiformes; Poeciliidae. Gene Ontology annotation, molecular function: protein-cysteine S-palmitoyltransferase activity. Gene Ontology annotation, biological process: peptidyl-L-cysteine S-palmitoylation; protein targeting to membrane.